Molecule: messenger RNA, 302 nt
Organism: Lagenorhynchus albirostris (white-beaked dolphin)
Lineage: Eukaryota; Metazoa; Chordata; Mammalia; Artiodactyla; Delphinidae
Gene: SCPPPQ1
Product: secretory calcium-binding phosphoprotein proline-glutamine rich 1
Exons: 7
Coding region: 1-270 (89 amino acids)
Source: RefSeq, a predicted model, not a curated record
AUGAAAUUUCUUAUCCUUGCUGGCCUUUUGAUAACUGCCACUGCUCUGCCCAUCCCUCUUGAACAGUCUGGAGGAAGUUCCAGUGGUCAGAGAUUUAACUUUUACCUACCACAAGGACCACCAUUUUUUCCUCAGAUCCCAUCUCUCCCACCUCCACAAUUGCCCCUGAUUCCAAUUCCUUUUCCAUUUCCUAAUAAUCCAAAUCAGGUCCUGACACUUAAUGAUCUUAAAGCGUUAAUCAUUUCUGUUUUGAACCAACUUGGGAAAUAAUUCUCUUACUACUAUGUCAGAAGUUAUAUACG